Molecule: messenger RNA, 1704 nt
Organism: Bufo gargarizans (Asiatic toad)
Lineage: Eukaryota; Metazoa; Chordata; Amphibia; Anura; Bufonidae
Product: 2-(3-amino-3-carboxypropyl)histidine synthase subunit 1-like
Exons: 8
Biological process (GO): protein histidyl modification to diphthamide
Molecular function (GO): 2-(3-amino-3-carboxypropyl)histidine synthase activity
Source: RefSeq, a predicted model, not a curated record
CAUCCUGCAGUUCCCAUUGAUGCCACACAUGGAAUGCGGAUGUUGUAUGUGUUUGUCGAUAUAAAGAUUGAUGUCUCGCACUUUGUGGACACAAUUCGUUUCAACUUUGCCCGUGGAACAUCACUGGCCUUUGUGAGCACUAUCCAGUUUGUGUCAGCACUUCAGGCCGCUGUUCAAGAUCUUCGUCCUGAUUACAAAGUUCUCGUCCCCCAGAGUAAGCCAUUAUCCCCGGGAGAAAUACUGGGAUGCACUUCCCCACGACUUGAGUCUUCUGUAGAUGCUGUUGUGUAUCUGGGUGAUGGUCGCUUUCAUCUGGAGUCAGUAAUGAUUGCCAACCCAGACACGAAGGCUUUCAGGUACGAUCCAUAUAGUAAGGUUUUCUCGCGGGAGUAUUACGAUCACAGCAGCAUGCUAAAAAAUCGAGGCAAUGCCAUUUCAUCGGCUGCGAGAGCUAAAACAUGGGGCCUCAUUCUUGGUACUUUGGGGCGACAAGGAUCCCCCAAAAUACUUGAGCACCUGGAGUCACGUCUACAGGCUCUCGGCUGUCGUUACGUGCGGCUUCUGCUGUCGGAAAUCUUCCCUAAUAAACUCAAGCUGUUCCCAGAGGUGGAAGCGUGGAUACAGAUCGCCUGCCCGAGACUUUCUAUAGAUUGGGGAACCGCCUUUCCCAAGCCUCUGCUAACUCCAUAUGAGGCUUGCGUGGCUCUUAAAGAAACAGAAUGGCAGAAGACUUAUCCUAUGGAUUUCUAUUCCAAUCAAUCUUUGGGUCCUUGGACGGUGAACCACGAGUCUCAUCGUCCUCCACGUGUGACAGCUAGACAAACGAAGGGUCCUUUACCAAGAAAGGAGCCAUCCUUGGACAAGUGUGCACAGGCAGAAGAUUUCCCAUGUCAGGAUGACGUACAGAGGCAAGCCAAAUGACAAUGAUGGAGAUUGUGCCCCCACCCACACCCCUCGGGCACUUUUGUACUGAUUAUUGGAGAUACAAAAGGCAUCUGCAAACUCCAGCAAGAAGGUGUGAAGAAACCAAAUGAACCCGUAUAUAUUGUCAGCUUAGUAAUAAUAAUAGCGUCAUAGACCUGGAGAGAACCAUUAUUAACCCAUUCAAGUUAUACAACUGACAAAGCAUCGCCUCGUUAAUUUAUUACACUUUAAAGCUCUGAGAAACGUGGACCACAUAGUGAGGUCAGGUUGCAUCCAGCUGCACCCUCCUUUUCUGUCUUGGGGGUUUCUUGAGCCAUGCAAUGUCUGCUGCUAAUUAAAAUCUCUGCUUAAUAAGGGCUUGUCUGAGCUGCUCCCCCUCCUCCCGCUGUUGCCUGGGUGAUGAGGAAUCGGAACCCGUGGAGCCCCCACUACUGGCACAGACUGCAGCAUCCCCUCCUGUGAGAGCCAAUCACCUCCCGCGUGGAGACCCACAGCAAGCAGCUCUGUAAUGUCUAUGUGAUGGGAUCACGGGCUUUAAUGUUCCUUGGAAGGGGCCCAGCAAUCACUGCGCCUGCAGCUUCUAUCCUGGGAAGAGCUGAACUCGAGGGGUGUUACAUUGAUUGAAGUAAGAGAGCGCAUAAACAACAAACAGCAGAUGCAGAAUACAAAACCUCAAAGUGGGUCACCGUUCCAGCCAUGUGACGUUCCAAGCUCUUCAUUUCUCUUAACAAUAAAUGUUAAAUAUGGCUCCUUUUCUCAUUAAAAGUGAACUGAAUUUUC